AUGACGCCGCUCGCACCCCCGAGGCCAGCAGCCUACCUCCUAGCCCUUCUCUCCGUCGUUGCCGCGGCCCUGUCGCUGGCCGCGCCGGGCAUGGCGGCGGGGAAGACCGGCCAGGUGACGGUGUUCUGGGGACGGAACAAGGCCGAGGGGUCCCUGCGCGAGGCCUGCGACUCCGGCAUGUACACCAUGCUUAUGAUCAAAGGCACACGAACUGGGGGGGUUAUCAUCAAGUACCACCUCGACCUCUCCGGCCACGACCUCUCAGCCGUCGGCGCCGACAUCAAGCACUGCCAGUUCAAGGGCGUCCCCGUCUCCCUCUCCAUCGGCGGCUACGGCACCGGCUACUCGCUCCCGUCCAACCGCUCCGCGCUCGACCUCUUCGACCACCUUUGGAACUCCUACUUCGGCGGGUCCAAACCGGGCGUCCCCCGCCCCUUCGGCGACGCGUGGCCCGACGGCGUCGACCUCUUCCUGGAGCACGGCACGCCGGCGGACCGCUACGACGUGCUGGCAAUCGAGCUGGCGAAGCACAACAUCCGCGGCGGCCCGGGGAAGCCGCUGCACCUAACGGCGACGGUCCGGUGCGGGUACCCGCCGGCGGCGCACGUGGGGCGGGCGCUGGCGACGGGGAUCUUCGAGCGCGUGCACGUGAGGAUCUACGAGGAGAGCGACAAGGCGUGCAACCAGUACGGGGCGUGGGAGGAGGCGUGGGACAGGUGGACGGCGGCGUACCCGGCGACCCGGUUCUUCAUCGGGCUCACCGCCGACGAGAAGUCCUACCAGUGGAUACACCCCAAGAACGUCUACUACGGCAUCACGCCUGUGGUGCAGAAGAAGGACAACUACGGCGGGGUCAUGCUCUGGGACCGAUACUUCGACAAGCAGAGCGACUACAGUAGCUACAUCAAGUACUACGCCUGA
Molecule: messenger RNA, 921 nt
Organism: Triticum turgidum subsp. durum (durum wheat)
Lineage: Eukaryota; Viridiplantae; Streptophyta; Magnoliopsida; Poales; Poaceae
Source: the annotation of a GenBank genome assembly